Messenger RNA from Telopea speciosissima, 1234 nucleotides. Its product is annotated as probable arabinose 5-phosphate isomerase. The transcript has 3 exons. Gene Ontology annotation, biological process: carbohydrate metabolic process; carbohydrate derivative metabolic process. The record is from RefSeq and is a predicted model, not a curated record. Lineage: Eukaryota; Viridiplantae; Streptophyta; Magnoliopsida; Proteales; Proteaceae. Bases 50 to 1078 code for a protein of 342 amino acids. Gene Ontology annotation, molecular function: isomerase activity; carbohydrate derivative binding.
GAUCUCUCUCUCUCUCUCUGUGCAACAGCAGAAGCUGAAGAAGGGAGAAAUGGGGUCUCUUGAUCCAAGUUCCAAUGUUUUUGAAGCUCCUGAAAAGACCCAAACCCUAAUAAACCCUAGCGAACUCCUUAAUCUCUUCAAAUGCCAGCAGAAAUACCUGAAUUUCUUCUUCCAGAAUCUCGACCUCUCUCAAACCCUUUCCUUCACUCAAACCUUAUUGAAUGCCAAAGGUACUAUCUUCUUCACCGGCGUUGGCAAAUCCGGUUUCGUUGCUCAGAAGAUCUCUCAGACUCUCAUCUCUCUCGGCAUUCGAUCGGGUUUCUUGUCCCCUGUCGAUGCUCUCCAUGGAGAUAUCGGCAUUUUAUCCAAUUCAGAUCUCCUGGUUCUCUUUAGUAAGUCUGGGAACACUGAGGAGCUCCUUAAGUUGGUUCCCUGCGCUAAGGCGAAAGGAGUGUUCUUGAUCUCCAUCACAUCUUCGGAGGACAAUUUGUUGGCCAGUCUUUGUGACUUGAAUGUACAUUUACCUUUGGAGAGAGAAUUGUGCCCGUUUGAUCUGGCACCGGUGACUUCUACCGCGAUUCAGAUGGUUUUUGGGGACACCGUGGCUAUUGCUCUGAUGGCUGCAAGGAAUUUAAGCAAGGAUGAGUAUGCUUCGAAUCAUCCGGCUGGGAAGAUCGGCAAGAGCUUAAUCUUCAAGGUAAAAGAUGUUAUGAAGAAGCAGGAGGAGCUUCCAGUAUGCAGGGAAGGAGAUUUGAUAAUGGAUCAGUUAGUGGAGCUUACAAGCAAGGGAUGUGGAUGUCUUCUGGUUGUUGAUGAUCAGUACCAUCUCAUUGGAACUUUCACAGAUGGUGACCUGCGUCGCACCCUGAAGGCCAGUGGAGAAGGCAUCUUCAAGCUCACAGUGGGGGAGAUGUGCAACAGGAACCCAAGAACAAUUGGUCCAGAUGCCAUGGCAGUGGAGGCUAUGCAGAAGAUGGAGUCCCCACCAUCACCUGUGCAAUUCCUGCCGGUUGUUAACCAUCAAAACAUUGUGAUUGGUAUUGUUACACUGCACGGAUUGGUCUCUGCAGGAUUGUAGAACAGUGUAGCCCCCUAUUCUGUGUGGUGGUAAUGCUAUCAUUCUUUGUAUCUGUUUAGAUGCAGAUCCUCCGAUUGAAAUGUGGAUCUUCUGUUCUUUUACUAAUUGAUCAAUGAAGAAACAUGAAAAGUAUAUGAUUCUAUCAUUCACUUGGUC